Molecule: messenger RNA, 802 nt
Organism: Haliotis rufescens (red abalone)
Lineage: Eukaryota; Metazoa; Mollusca; Gastropoda; Lepetellida; Haliotidae
Product: dual specificity protein phosphatase 3-like
Exons: 4
Coding region: 114-701 (195 amino acids)
Biological process (GO): protein dephosphorylation; negative regulation of MAPK cascade
Cellular component (GO): cytoplasm
Molecular function (GO): protein tyrosine/serine/threonine phosphatase activity; MAP kinase phosphatase activity
Source: RefSeq, a predicted model, not a curated record
GCGAUUUAUACUGGUUUACGUAGACAGGAACCCAGUCCAAAUAUUUUUCAUAAGGGAGGUAACCAUUUCUAGGAAGUGGAGGUGUGUACUCUGUGGUACACCUGCAGCCACCCAUGGAGUCUGCUGCUGCUGCCGCUCCAGCUGCUGCUGCAUGCACUGUGGAAGAGCUUGAUGACAUCAUCACCCAGCCUGCUGGCGGACUGACCAUGCUGCCCAACACAGCAUAUGACGAGGUGUAUGACAAUCUCCUUGUUGGGGAAGAGUCGAUCGCCCGUGAUCUGGUGCAGCUCCGAAGGCUCGGAGUCACUCACAUCCUGAAUGCUGCCCAUGGCGUUGAUAUCUACCAUGUAAACACCAAUGAGGACAUGUAUAUGAAGAUCAAGGUUACUUUCAAGGGCAUUGAAGCCAUCGAUCAUAUGAGUUUUAACCUUUACCCUUUCUUCCAAGAGUCAGCUGACUUCAUAGAGAAGGCAUUGGACAACGGGGGUAAAAUCUUGGUCCACUGUAUACAAGGAGUAAGUCGAUCUGCCACACUGGCUGUGGCAUUCCUGAUGCUCAAACGUCACAUGACAGUCAAAGAUGCUCUCCGAUUGGUCAGGAGCCAUCGAGAGGUGUGCCCAAAUACAGGUUUCCUACAACAGCUAAUUAAACUGGACUCACAGCUAGGGCAGCAAAGAUGUAACAAAAUACAAACAGAGUGAUGCAGUGCCAAGUUCUGGAGCCAUCCAGCUGAUCUUGGAUAGGUUUGUUCUUGGCUACAGCUCAGAUUCAAAUGUAAAUAAACAUAACAUUCAGGACAUCA